AGGUUUCAGGGAAGAUGUUAGAUUUGAGUUUCCUUACUGAGGAGGAGUAUGAGAAGCUGAUGAAGGUCCUGCAGAGAGAUGCAGAACUGAAGAAGAAGGAUGGGGAUCGCAUCAGGCGGAUACAAGGCUCCAUCAAGGAUGAGAAGAAGAAGAAGUUCAUGACAGGUGAAUGGUUUUCGGAAGUGAAGGCAAAACGGUUUCAGGAAGACUUAGAGGGGCCAGAUCUACUUCGGGCAUCGAUUAGAAGGAAGAAGGGCAAACUAGAAACUGAGGCCAAGGAGCACAUCCAGACGGGUCUGGGAAGCAGACCUGCCCGAAGUCCUACCUUCCCUGAGCACACUGCUGGCACAGGAGAGGAGAGAUCCAGCACACCUGCUCUUGAUACAGCAGAGGAGCGUAAAAUCUGUCCAAAACCAAAGCCAAGACUUCAUGUGCCGCUGUCUGCAUCACACAAGAGAUCCAGUAUACAUGACGCCUCUUCCUCAGAGAGUGACACUGGGACAAGUCCAUUUGUGGCUGCAACAAACAACUUGCAUUUGUCUAGAAAAGGUCAUGGAUUAUCUUCAUUGCCCACCAGCCUUUCAGAAGAUGCUGUGCCUCAGGCCAGCAGUGCAGCUGGAGGAGAAGCUGUUGAUGGGGCCUCUGGGACCACAAUGGGGGCAAAAACUCCACCUGAAGAAACUUACACUCCCAGCAGGAUACCAGUUAAGAAGAAACCAAGCAGAACCUUCCCCAAAUCUGAGCAGGUUGUGAAUCACGUGGUACCAGCAGAGAAUAGCCUCGCAAACAGAAAGCUGUUGGCAAGCCCCAAACCACUAACCACAGAGGGGGAAAGCAGCCAGGCCCUGAAACAAGGCAUAAACUAUACAAUCUCAUCAAUGAGUAACAAAGAGGAGGAUAUUGGCCUUGAUCGUGAACACUUCAAGAACUUGAAGAACUUCUGGGAGAAGGGAGCAGACUCUAUGAUGAUGGAGAACGUGCCAGAGGACCUAGGUUGGGUGGAGGCAGAAGGUAGGCAGUUCAAACUGUGCCGCUCACUCUCUGUGCAGUCUGGGCAAGGCCAGAACAGUGUAGAAAAACAUGGAGUCCUCACUAAAACAAGACCCCCCUACAAAAGGACAAUAAACUUGUCUUCUAGUGAGGAAGAACCAAGCUAUGUGGCCCCUGCAAGGAAGGGCUCAAUUCCUACCGUUCCUAGAUCCACAUAUGCCAAGAGCAAAGGCAGCCUGAUUACAAGAAAUGACUCACUGAGUGAAAGCAAUGGGAAGCCACUGGUACCAGAGGAAGAGAAGUGCCAGAGCAGUGCACAGCACUGCUCCAAGAAAUCCAGACUGCCUGUGCGAGCCCCUUCCACCAAAGUUGAUUCACCUACCACAGAGGUGUCUGGCAGCACGGUAGAGCAAGAGACGCCUACAGAUGAGUUGAUUGUGGCAGAAGAGCGCAAGUCCACAGAGAAUUCCCUGGCAAGUAGGGUGCAGAUCAUGAUCGAGCCUGUGCUUACAGAUGGUGAAAACAAUGAUGGCAAAGAGAAAAGACCUGAUUUGGGCACUCAUGACAACAUGGAAAUAAAUGGAGAGCUACCUGAGUUAAAAACAUGUGAGUCUUCAGACAAGCCACCAUCCAGUGAGCCAACCAGAGAGAGAGAAGUUGUUCAGGGAAUGGACUCAGCUGUUUACUCAGAGGAAGAUGGGGAUCAUUCCACUGAUGCUCAGGCACUGGCCAGAGCAAAUAGCAUUAAUCUUGCAAAGAGCAUGGUGAACAUUUACACAACCACAGAGACAUACAAUAAACCACAUUUGAUAGCCCAUCAGUUCCUUGAACCUGAAAGAGUCAAAGAUCUGAGCAGAUCCUCUCCUCUCCUGUUGUCUGAGACUGAAUCAGACACGGCUUCAGAAAUCAGCUUCCAGUUUAACAGGCACAAAAAGACCCCCAGCAUUGGCAGCCACUCGUCCGACAUGGCAUCUGUCUCCUCGGUGAGUGGCAGUGUGCUCAGUGUCUACAGUGGUGAUUUUGGGAGUGUGGAUGCCCAAGGUACUGUGGAAUUUGCUUUAGACUAUGAUGAGAAGAACCGGGAGUUCCAGGUUCAUGUGUCCCAGUGCAAGGACUUGGCUGUCGUGGAUGAGAAGAAAGGCAGAUCUGAUCCAUAUGUUAAAACUUACCUACUCCCAGACAAAGCUAGAAUGGGUAAGAGGAAAACUUCAGUGAAGAAGAGGACAGUGAAUCCCAUUUACAAUGAAGUGUUACGGUAUAAAAUAGAGAAAAUGGUAUUGCUGAUCCAAAAAUUAAACCUCUCUGUUUGGCACAAUGAUCCACUGGGACGUAACAGUUUCUUGGGAGAGAUUGAAGUAGACUUGGCCAGCUGGGACUGGAGCAACAGGAAACUCAACUGGUACCCACUGAAGCCCCGAAGCCUCUCUGCUGUUAAUGGUGUGGAUCAUCGAGGAGUGAUGAAUCUGUCUAUUAAGUAUGUCCCUCCAGGAAGCCUAGGUCCCAAGAAUCCUCCUUCUGGCGAAGUUCACAUUUGGGUCAAAGAUGUCAAGGAUCUGCUGCAGUUGCGUCCUUCUGGAGUUGACUCCUUUGUGAAAUGCUAUGUGCUUCCAGACACCAGUAAGAAGAGUUACCAAAAAACCCGAGUCAUAAAAAGGGACACAAACCCCGUUUUCAAUCACACUAUUGUGUAUGAUGGCUUUCAUACAGAGGACCUAAAGGAUGCUUGUGUUGAACUGACUGUGUGGGAUCAUGAAAAGCUUACCAACCAUUUCCUUGGAGGAAUCAGGCUGGGCCUUGGGACAGGUUUAAGCUAUGGCAUCUCUGUGGACUGGAUGGACUCCACACAAGAGGAGGUGGCCUUUUGGCAGGAGAUGAUGUCGGCUGCCAAUGAGUGGAUUGAGGGACUGCUGCCCCUGCGCUCGCUGGCAGGGAGGAAAAAACUGAAAUAACAAACCAUUUGUGCCAUAGGAAGGCUGAAUGUGGUCAUUAGAAUUGGGAGACUUCCUGCACCAAGGUGAUGGAGACCAACUGUGAGGCUAGCAGUGUAAGGCUGAUAAGGCAAUUGAUGGAUAGCACUUUGGUGAUGUUAAAUGUCAAAUACUAAAAUGCCAGCUGCCAAACUGAUGCUUUACUUGAUUUUGACCAAGAAGACACUUGAUUUGCCAUUUUAUUUAAUCGUGUUCAGUAUCUUUGAAUUCCACUAAGCCCUGGGAACACUGGCAGAAAGAAAAGGAGAUUUUUAAAUUUUUUUAAUGUUUCCUGUGCCAUUAUUUUCUGUGCAGAGAUGUAGUUGUACAAAGCAGCAACAUGGUAUUAUUCAUAUUUCCCUGCAAGUGGUACACUUUGUACUUGGUGUAGAAGUGCUCCAAGUCACCAGCAGCACAGUCUGGGAGUGGCAGCUUUGCUUUUGUUGCUGGCAAUACGUGAGGAAAACAAUGAGAGGACUAUUUGAAGCAGAAAAUGAAGCAACAUGAGGAGGAUAAUAAUGAAGAAUUCAAUGUAUUAAUUUCUUUCUGCUUUAAUACUAAAGAGAUGUGUGAUGGUCCUACAGCUAGUGGUAUUCUGCAACCAGGAAAUGUUUUCCUGGCUUUUUCCCACAGGCUUCCUCAGUGACCUCAGGCAAGUUCCUCUGUGAAAGGACAGUUUCAGUGCAAUAUAAACUAAAGUGCUUGCCCAAGUGUCAAAUAUGGUUACAUUACUGAUGGACCUAAUUGCACCUUUGAAAUGCCUUGUGUGCAAAAGAUUUAAAUAUGAAAUAGUGAUGUAGGAAAUUGUCUCACCUGGAACAAUGGAUCAGGAAAGAAAGGUCAAGACCACACUGGAAUGCAGGAGAAGUUGGGAGCCAGUGGGAGAGGUAAGUAGGGAGUGAGCAAAAGCCAAGCGUAACUACAAAGCUGUGGUUGCCUAGGGUGAUCUCCUGCUUCUGCACACCAUGCUGCUGUCUGGUCCUUUCACCUGAUGCCUGUCAGUGGGCUGUCCAUGGCUGGAAUUCCUUUAUGGCCAGUAGCUCCAAAAACUUUUCACCUGGCGCACUGACCGUGGCAGAAUGGUGUUGUUAGUGCAUUUUGGAAUGCAGCUUUGUAAUUUGUAUUUUGGAUGUACAUAUUGUGAUUAAAUAGAAUGG
Messenger RNA from Dryobates pubescens (Downy woodpecker), 4114 nucleotides. RefSeq names its product synaptotagmin-like protein 2. Gene Ontology annotation, cellular component: exocytic vesicle; plasma membrane. The coding region runs from base 15 to 2939 and encodes 974 amino acids. The transcript is spliced from 16 exons. The record is from RefSeq and is a predicted model, not a curated record. Gene Ontology annotation, molecular function: neurexin family protein binding; small GTPase binding. Lineage: Eukaryota; Metazoa; Chordata; Aves; Piciformes; Picidae. Gene Ontology annotation, biological process: intracellular protein transport; exocytosis.